AAUCUGCUUGUCAGCUUAGCAAACAGAGCUUUGUGAAAGAGGUGGAGCAAAAUCCACUUUCCAAAAGCAUAAAUGUCAGAACCGAUCUGCAGAAUUAUUGUGAAUGUGUUGUGAAUCUUUGGCAGAGGGAAAUGAUUUUUAAAAUCUACUUUUUUUGGUUCUUCACUGCCUUAUGCGGUAAGUUGAUUCAUCAUUUUCUGACUAAGACAGUGGUUCUCAGUACUGGUCCUGGAGUAUUACUGCCCUGUUUGUUUUAGACUAUGUUCAGACUGCAGGCAAACCCAAUUUGUUUCUAAAAACUGAUCUGUUGAGAUUACCCUUACCCACUUUUCAUGGACCCCUGGACCUCUGUCACUUCUGGUGCGAAGCACAUUCAAAUGUGGUUUGGAUUUAAUUUGCAAAAAUCCUGGCUGUCCCGACUAACAAAUCUCAAUCUGGAAACAGGUUAUAUGUGCCAAAAAUCAUAGCCUUAAAGGUUUCCUGCUUAUACAGACUCAGUUUGUUUUGGCGAGAGCUUAUCAGUUAGAUUAGCUAGAUCAGGUGCAUUGAAAUUUUAAAACUUGCAGGGCAGUGGUAUUUUCCCUCAUCCACAUAGUUAACCCAACCUAUAAAGAGCUUGAAAAUGAGCUAAAUUAGAUGUAAUGAGAAAACAAGACAAAGUGUGAAACUAUACUGGUGUGAUAAUAACAAAGAGAAAAACUUCCAUUUAGACAGUUAUACAGUUAUACAGCUCUGGAAAAAUGUAGGAGACCACUUCGGUUUCUGUGAGUUUGCUAUUUAUAGGUAUAUGUUUUAGUUAAAUGAGCAUUGUUGUUUUAUUCUAUAAACUACAGACAACAUUUCUCCCAAAUUCCAAAUAAAAAUAGUAAUUUAGAGCAUUUAUUUGCAGAAAAUAAGAAAUGGCUGAAAUAACAAAAAAGAUGCAGAGCUUUCAGACCUCACAUAAUGCAAAAGAAAACAAGUUCGUAUUCAUAAAGUUUUAAGAGUUCACAAAUCAGUAUUUGUUGGAAUAACCCUGGAUUUUAAUCACAGUUUGCAUGUUCUCCUCCACCAGUCUUACACACUGCUUUUGGAUAACUUUAUAACACGCCUGGUGCAAAAAUUCAAGCAGUUCAGCUUGGUUUGAUGACUUGUGAUCAACCAUCUUCUUUUUGAUUAUAUUUCGUAGUUUUUCAAUUUGGUAAAAUCUAAGAAACUUAGCAUUUUUAGGUGGUCUCUUAUUUUUUUUCCUGAGCUUUAUAUGAAUGAACUUUGUAUAGCUUCACCCACUACACCCUUAAUGAACAGUGACACUAGACUAGAUCAUUUAACAUGCCCCUACCAAUGUUUGUGUUACCGGAUGAUCCACCACUGAACAAUCUUGAUGAAUAAGGUUCAUAAAUUAUUACCAACUAAUAGGACUGACACCUAUUGGUAAUGUAUACCAAAUAAAACCACUGGUUGGAGAUUGUUACAGUCAUCUCUGCAUCUACAGGGUUGGUGCAUGCUGUGUCCAACUGUAGUUACCAGGCUAUUCAAGAGUACCUUGGACUGGACAAAGACAAUAUUAAGAUGACCUCAUUACGCCCUGUUCUUCACUGGAAAACUCCUACUUUGCUUUUGGUGGAUCUAUAUGUUUCCUCCAUCUCAGAAGUGAAUGAAAAAGCCCAAAGCUUCUCUCCCCAUGUGUAUAUGGAAAUGGGCUGGGUCAAUGAGUUUACUAAAUGGAACCCUGUAGACUUUUGUGGAAUACAUCACAUGUGUGUGGCUAAAGAAAUGCUGUGGAUUCCAGAUAUAAAUAUCAUUGAAAACAUCAGGACAGAGUUUUCCACACAGGAACCUCCAGUACUAAAAAUGAUGUCUGAAGGCAUUGUAACUGUUGUAUACUCCUACACCAUGACUUCAGCAUGCAAAAUGAAUCUAUACAAGUUUCCUUUUGACACCCAGAGUUGCACCCUUACACUCCAGUCUUUUUUGCAUUACAUUGACGAGUUUAGAAUUAAAGCCUACUCCAACGCUUCCAUGCUGACUGAUGGCUCAAAGCUGUUCUUCAAAACCCAAGGAGAAUGGGACCUCAUCAGCAUUAACAUGUCCAACAAUCAGUUACACGCUGGUGGAAGAGUGUGGGAUCAGCUUUUAUAUACGAUUACCAUAAAGAGGAGACCUCUACUAUAUGUAGUCAUCUUCCUGCUGCCAAUUUUGUACUUCCUGGUGUUGGAUCUGGCCUCCUUUUUCAUCUCAGAUGAUGGAGGAGAGAAGCUGAGCUUUAAGGUGACGUUACUCUUGGCAAUUUCUGUCCUGCUGCUGAUUCUCCACGACAUGUUACCCUCCACUUCUGAUGACCUUCCACUAAUAGGGGUCUACUGCAGUGUUAUAUUCACCUUCACAGCUGUAAGCGUUCUGGAGACCAUCCUCGUGAAUUUUCUAAAGACUCGAAGCGUUCAGGCCAUCCCUAAAUGGUUUAAGGAAGCUGCAGCUGCUCCUCUGGACACUGGAGAGAGAGCUUCACACAGCCCGCCAGACCUUACAGGAGAAACGAGUGGAGAGACGAGCAGCAUCGCUGUCCUUCAGCAGAUUCUCUCACAGCUCCAGAAAGCUCAUCAUCUCCUGAGUGCAGAAAAACAGCAGCAGACUCUGUGGUGGACAAAAGUGGCAGAAGUGAUAGACAAGACUUUCACUGUUAUAUAUGUUAAUGGUGUCAUGUUGUUUUUGCAACAAAUGUGGCAGGCUUGGUUUUCAUAGUUAUUUAAUUUAUUUGGAUCUAGCCAAUACUGAAAUAACUGCAUCACAGCCAUUUAAUGAUUUUAUUCCACCUAAUUCCUUUGUUGUUUGACUGAAAUAUACAUCGAUGAGAUUAGAUAAUACAUGUUAAAUAUUUUUUUUAUGGUUUUAUUGAUCAAUUUUAUUGUUUAAAUAUUAAAUACCAAAUAAAAUAUGUGUUCGGCAAUA
Molecule: messenger RNA, 2928 nt
Organism: Astyanax mexicanus (Mexican tetra)
Lineage: Eukaryota; Metazoa; Chordata; Actinopteri; Characiformes; Acestrorhamphidae
Product: 5-hydroxytryptamine receptor 3A
Exons: 8
Coding region: 1552-2721 (389 amino acids)
Biological process (GO): regulation of membrane potential; signal transduction; chemical synaptic transmission
Cellular component (GO): neuron projection; membrane; synapse
Molecular function (GO): extracellular ligand-gated monoatomic ion channel activity; transmembrane signaling receptor activity; neurotransmitter receptor activity
Source: RefSeq, a predicted model, not a curated record